AUGGCGCGGGCGCGGGCGCGGGCGGCGGGCUCCCGGGGCCGGCCCGGGCGGUGCGGGCGGGGCGCGCUGCUGGUCUGCGUCGCGUGGACCGCGGGUUGGGUGCUGGCGGCCGCGCUGCUGCUCCGCGCGCACCCGGGCGUCCUCUCCGAGCGCUGCACCGACGAGAAGAGCCGGCGCAUCCUGGCCGCGCUGUGCCAGGACUACCGGGGCGGCGCACUCGGGGGAGACCUGUGCGAGGACCUGUGCGUGGCGGGGCAGCUACGGUACCGGCGCUGCCUGUACUACGAGCGGGGCAAGAAGGUGCUGCAGGCUGACUGGCGCGGCCGGCCCGUGGUCCUCAAGUCCAAGGAGGAGGCCUUCUCCAGCUUCCCGCCGCUCGGCCUCCUGGACGGCCAGCCCGAGGCCGGCGGCCAGGGCUUCCCGGAGGCAGAGCUCCUCCUGCUGGCGGCCGGGGAGGUCAAGAGCGCGCUGGGCCUGGAGCUGGCCGAGGGCGGCCUGGGGCGGCUGGGCCUGGGGCGGCGGGGGCCCCGGCUGCGGGGUCAGCUGGCCAGCCUGUGGGCGCUGCUGCACCAGGAGGAGUUCGUCCUGCUCAGCCUGCUGCGGGGCCGCAGCCCGCACGCGCCGCCCGUGCUGGGCUCCUGCGGCCACUUCUACGCCGUGGAGCACCUGGCCGCGGGCAGCCCCCGCCUGCGGGCCCUCUUCCCCCUGGACGGCGCGGCCCGCGGAGGCCGGGCCCAGGCGCGCGCGCUCAGCGGCGUGGCGCUCAGCUUCCUGGACAUGGUCCGCCACUUCGAGCACGACUUCUCGCACCGCCUGCACCUCUGCGACGUCAAGCCCGAGAACUUUGCCAUCAGGAGCGACUUCACGGUGGUGGCUAUUGACGUGGACAUGGCCUUUUUCGAACCUAAAAUGAGGGAAAUUCUUGAGCAGAACUGCACGGGAGAUGAAGACUGCAGUUUCUUUGACUGUUUUUCAAAGUGUGAUUUGCGAGUGCACAGGUGUGGAGCCCAGAGAACCAACAGCAACCUGCAGGUCGUCUGCGACAAGAUCCUACGCCACUGGUUUUCCUCGCCCCGCGGCAGCCCCGCCGUGUCGGCCUCCCUGCGGCGGCAGCUGCGGGCGGCGGUGCUCGAGUGCGCGGCCCCGGGGGCCCAGGGCGCGGCGCCCAGCCUGCUCGCGAAGCUGCGGCGCCUCCUCCAGGCCGCGCUGCGGGAGCUGCGGGAGAACGAGUAG
Messenger RNA from Kogia breviceps (pygmy sperm whale), 1233 nucleotides. RefSeq names its product divergent protein kinase domain 1C (gene DIPK1C). The record is from RefSeq and is a predicted model, not a curated record. NCBI's taxonomy places the organism in Eukaryota, Metazoa, Chordata, Mammalia, Artiodactyla, Physeteridae.